AUGAGUACUGAUAACGGUGCGCUGACGGGGAAACGGCCCGUUGGGAAGAUGAGUACUGAUGAGGGUGCGCUGACGGGGAGAAGGCCCGUUGGGAAGAUGAGUACUGAUGAGGGUGCGCUGACGGGGAGAAGGCCCGUUGGGAAGAUGAGUACUGAUGAGGGUGCGCUGACGGGGAAACGGCCCGUUGGGAAGAUGAGUACUGAUGAGGGUGCGCUGACGGGGAGAAGGCCCGUUGGGAAGAUGAGUACUGAUGAGGGUGCGCUGACGGGGAGAAGGCCCGUUGGGAAGAUGAGUACUGAUGAGGGUGCGCUGACGGGGAAACGGCCCGUUGGGAAGAUGAGUACUGAUGAGGGUGCGCUGACGGGGAGAAGGCCCGUUGGGAAGAUGAGUACUGAUGAGGGUGCGCUGACGGGGAGAAGAGCCGCCUGCCAUAAGCCCGAGGGCGAUACGGCUUUAUUGAAGAGCCCGCACCCGCCAAGCGAGCCCCCACCAAGCGAGCCCCCACCUCCCGCCACCCGCCACCCGAGCACCCGCCACCCGAGCCUCCUGCCACCCGAGCCUCCCGCCAACCGAGCCCCCACCUCCCGCCACCCGCCACCCGAGCACUCGCCACCCGAGCCCCACCACCCGAACCUCUCACGACCCGAGCCCCACCACCCGAACCUCUCACGACCCGAGCCCCACCACCCGAACCUCUCACCACCCGAGCCCCACCACCCGAACCUCUCACCACCCGAGCCCCACCACCCGAACCUCUCACCACCCGAGCCCCACCACCCGAACCUCUCACCACCCGAGCCCCACCACCCGAACCUCUCACCACUCGAACCUCUCACCACCCGAGCCCCACCACCCGAACCUCUCACCACCCGAACCUCUCAGCACCUGAGCCCCACCACCCGAGCCCCACCACCCGAACCUCUCACCACCCGAGCCCCACCACCCAAACCUCUCACCACCCGAGCCCCACCACCCAAACCUCUCACCACCCGAGCCCCACCACCCGAACCUCUCACCACCCGAGCCUCUCAGCACCUGAGCCCCCCACCACCCGGGCACCCGCCACCCGGGCAUCCCCAGAUGCUACCAGAAACUUCUAUCAGAAACUCUCGUGGCUGCAGGCACAUCACAGGAAGCUGCGAUACUGAGAGGGGAAGUGGAGGGGAAGAUGCACCUGGGAGCGUCUCCCCCCAGGCUGGGCGGAGAUGGCCGGUGAUGGCCUUCGUUCUGCGGGACUUUUCCACUGAGCUUCUCUGA
Anguilla anguilla (European eel) is the source of this 1257-nucleotide messenger RNA. RefSeq names its product basic proline-rich protein-like. Lineage: Eukaryota; Metazoa; Chordata; Actinopteri; Anguilliformes; Anguillidae. Bases 1 to 1257 code for a protein of 418 amino acids. The transcript is spliced from 2 exons. The record is from RefSeq and is a predicted model, not a curated record.